AUGUCAGUAAAGGAGCUCGUUAGACUCUACGAGUCGUCGCCGACCGUGGCGGCAGAUGAAGGUUCUGGCGAUUACAACCGACCUGGUUCUGAAUCCACCGAGACCACUGCUACUACAACUGCUACAGACUCGACGCGACACCCGUCAGCGAUAUCAACUUCAACCGCUUCAACACUAAUACCCACACCCGCUCGGUUCAUCCGCCACAGCAUCCCUUCACAACCCACAACCGACCCCUUGCUCAACUCGCCUAACGAACAUAACGGAACUCAAUUCACGAACCACGAUCACAAUACUACGCUUGUGCCUCCCAGUAAUACCCUACGACGACCAGGCCUCCCACCACGCACCAGUACCCUCCGCUUCCUCGACUCCCUCCCCGAAGACAACUCCUCUCUCUUCCCCAACGACCCCGGAGGCGACGCCCGCCACACAUACCCACCGCACAUCCACAUCAAGCUACCCAACGGCUCCCGUCUAGCUCCCAACGCGAACCACAACUCUAAUCAUGAUACUCCCAAGAGUCCUGCAGGCCCCCAUUCGUAUUUCACCAGGGGAACGACGACGACGACGAUAACCUCCACGUCCGGUACCAGCACGCGCUCUCAUAUACCUAUACCAGCUACGACGGUCUUUGCUCGAAAUGCAGCUCCUGUUCAUCUACCGCGAUUGAAUAAAUACCUCUCGAAUAUGCCCAAGCCCGAGUUUCUGGAGUCGCUCCAUUCGUUACAGCAAGACGGGGAUAUGAAAGGGAGGGAGGCCGUAACUGUAGAAGAAGACGACGAGGAAGAAGGGGAUGAAGAUGAAGAUGGGCUUUUAAACGCCCAAGGCAAGAAGAAGAGGGAGGGGAAAAAGAAAGAGAAGAGGAAGAAUGACAAAGGAAAGAAAGGCAAGGAGGCACUGAAGGGGAAGAUGUUUCCACCAAUGGAUAAACUCAAGGAAUGCGGUUCGAGUUUGGAAGAUCUCGAGUUCAAUUCCAGCAUCAUACCAGUGUGGAGGGAUAGGAAGACUCUUCUAAGAACGAGCAUGAAUAUCCUCAUCGGUUUCCUGGGAUCCAGCGCUAUAGCAUCCUUCUACAGUCUUCAGGGACUCGUUAAUACAGUCCAAGUCUUCGCACUAAUCUUAAGCACCAUUGUUCCCUCGAAUAUAGACGUCUGGGACAAAUGGAAACAGCUCUUCCUCGGCAAAAUCCCCAACGUCCUCGCUCUAAACUUCGCCUCGACCCUUGUCCAGUCCCUCCUCUACCUCAUAAUCUUCAUGGUCUUAGCCGCUUCUCUCCUUUACCACUUCUACCGCUCUACCCUCCAAUGCAAGCGCUACACCACCCUAGAAGGACUCCAACAAACCGAGACCCAAGGGCGGCAAAUCGGUCUAGUCCUCACCACUUUCCUCCUAACCGUCAUCUACCUCCCGCUGAGCACGAUGGCUGUUCAUGUUAUCGUUUGGUCUGAGGAAUUGUGGCCCGUCCCCAAUCCCUAUACGAAUACGACGACGUUCCCGCCAUUGGUUGAGCCCCUGGGUCCCAGCGAGGAGUUUAGAAAUCCUAUGGACUUUUGUUGGACGACGACGAUGAAGAGGAAUGAAGUCAACUAUGCGCCGGUAAUGGUCAUCCUAGGUGCCGUUACUUUCCUUUUGUUAGGGAUCUGGUUCCCUCUCGCUCUCCGUCGUGUGAUCCGACUAUCCGUACCCAAGGUGGAGAAGUACAGUGGGAUGGGCCGUAUACGUUCCAGCGCCGACUUGGAUGCAGAAUACCACCGCCUCCUCGAACGAGACCGCAAUCCUUUCGCGUUCCUCUACAGCGCAUUCCGCCGCGGCUGGGGCACCUACUCCUCCACCUACCUCUUCGCAAAACUCAGCACACUAGUCAUCAUCGCAGUAAUGGACACCAACAACUGCCUCUUCCACUCCUUCUCCUCGCACCGCACGAUCCCAGUCGCACGCCAAAUCAUCCUCCUCAUUUCGACUAUAGGUUUCUUCAUUGCUCAGUCCGUUUACGCGCCGUUCUUGGAUCCGGUAAACAAUGCGAGUGAGUGGACGUCGAGGUUGAACUAUGUGUCCACGGCCACGACAGCGUUGUUGGUCCAACUGGAUGUUCCGGGGAAAGAGGUGGUUGAGACGUAUGUUUUGUAUAGUAUUUAUGUUGUAACUUACGGACUUGGUUUCUAUUUUGCUGUUAUUAAUGUUGGAUUCACGCAACGAAUCGUCAAACGACUUACACGACGAAUCGAUUUUAGCAUCGACAUCUUCUCUCCACGGCUAGACGUCUCCCCCUCCUCCGUCCACAUCCGCCGUCGCAUAUGGCAAGAAUCGGUAACAACCCUGCUCCUCACCGACCCCCACUGCCGCAUCCCCUCUUCCCAACCCAUGUUCUUCGCCCAAGCUUCCUGUUCAUCCUCACCCUCGUCCUCUCCCGAUACCAAUCACCAACACGACAACCCCGAAUACCCACCCUACCUCCUCAACUUCACCGGCACUCCAGGCGAACGCCAUGCAGAAAACAUGAAAAUCCUGCGCGAAGUCGGUGAUAUGUCCUACCGGCAAGCUGCAGCUCUGUUAAAUGGCCCAGAUUAUGCGUGGUUCAAGUAUCUGGAAGAGCAGAUCCAGAAGUGGUAUUUGGGUCCGGACUCGUAUUGGCGCCCGCCUGAUCAAGGGGAUUGUGGUGUUGAAGACGAGUUGGAUGGGAGUGAGGGUGGAUGUAAGAGUUAUUUUGGGAAUGCUUGGUGGAUACCUUUUCCUCCUACGUUGGUCAUUCGCUACGAUGAUGGUCCUACUGCGGUGGUCAAGGACGUACCCGACUUGGAGGCCUACAUAGCUCAGAAUUCAGAUCCAGUCAUCCAACAAAGAAAACAAAUCCGUUUAUCGCUUCGAGCUUUGGACGGGAAGCGGGUAUACUGGCCGUACGAGCACAAACAGCCCAUCGGAACCUCCAAAUGGUUCUGGAACAGACGCGGCAACUUCAAAGCAACAACCUCCACACACUACCGAACCGCCACUUUCACCCUCAAGCACACCGGGUUCCUCCUAUGGCAAGGCGUCCACCUCGGCAGCGGCUUCACCCCUUCCCUCUCCUACACCAAACACCUCAUCCUCCCCGCCUCCUCCACCAUCGGCCUCACCCACACCUUUGACCUCACCGCCCCGCUCGCCAAAUUCCUCACACUUAACCAAAAUUUAAUCGAGGAACACCUACCCCGUAUCGAAGAGGCGAUGCAGAGUUAUAGACUUUACCAUCGGAAGGAGUGUAAAUGGAAAGCGAGGGUGUUGUCGUAUCGGUUUUUGAUGCAUGUAUGGGCACAACCGCGGGAUCCGACGGGGCUUCCGCAGAGUUCGAUCGAGUUCGAGAGGGACGGGAGGGUGAGGGGCUUGAUGUUGGGGAGCGGGGAAGUGUUUCGGAGUACGUAUGAACGCUAUGUUGCGGUGGCGAGGUCGGAGGCUGCGACGUGGUGGUAUAUCUUCUGGGACGACUUGUGGCGAAGAAACCACGAUACCAUCGCUGGACUACGUCGAUACGAAGAGGACUUCAACCCACAUUAUAUGUCUUCCAUCGCCUAUACACCACUCCCUCGACCGGCACUCGAAGCCUUCCUCACACAACGCGGCUUACUGCACAAGAAACCCAAGCUAUUCGACUUUUUCCAUUCCGGAUUUCUCAACAAACUGUAUAUCAGGCUUAAUGACUGCGUUUUCCGUGAUUCUCAACGCGCGGUAAUGUUCCAUUUAGGCCACGACAGACGCGAACUCGACAUGGAAGAAAUCGACGCCCUCACCCAAGGGAACCCUUCCACUCUCGGGACAGGUGGUGGAACAGACCACGAUGUCUCUUGGAUCCGCACACGGCCCACUUACCGCUGGGAAGGCCUGCUCUCCGACCCCGUGCGCAAACGUGAAUGGGGCCAGCGUCGGUGGUUCGCCAAGCUCGGUGCGUGGUUCGGUUUGACACCGGUGUGGAGGUCGGGUGUGGUGUCGAAUGGGCUUUCGGUGGAUGUGAGGUUGGAUGAGCAUGGGAGGUAUGUGCUGUUGGACGAUGCCUCGACUGUGGAUUCGAAGAGUGUACGUAGUGCUGGUGCAGUUCGGUGA
Molecule: messenger RNA, 4077 nt
Organism: Coprinopsis cinerea okayama7#130
Lineage: Eukaryota; Fungi; Basidiomycota; Agaricomycetes; Agaricales; Psathyrellaceae
Exons: 14
Coding region: 1-4077 (1358 amino acids)
Source: RefSeq, a predicted model, not a curated record